ACUUUCAAAAGCUGAUCAAACGGCCACCAUCCCCGGGAAGUUGAUGAAAGCCUCCAGCUGCAGCUUCUACUUCAACGUAUUCUUUCGCCGCAUCACGAACGCUGGACAAAUCUCGGACAAAGCCUUACUUCGACUUGUGGAUGAAUGCCGAAACCUUUUCGAACUCCAAAACGUCCAUGCCGAAGUCGUUGGCCGCCGCCGCCUCUCCUCCGAUCCCGCCGUCGCGAUCAAGCUAAUGCGAGCAUAUGCUGCUUGUGGCGACAUCGCUCGCGCCCGUCAUGUGUUCGACGAAAGUUCUGAGAAAAACGUCGUUUUCUUCAACGUCAUGAUACGCAGCUACGUUGCUUAUGGACGUUACAGGGAUGCUCUGCUGCUCUUCUCUGACAUGGAGCGAUUCCAUGACGUGAAACCCGAUAAUUACACCUAUCCAUGCGCGCUGAAGGCCUGUUCCUGCUCCGAGAAGCUCUCUGGUGGCGUCCAGAUUCAUGGAUCUAUUACAAAGGUUGGCCUUGAUUCAAAUUUGUUUAUUGGGAACGCUCUCAUUACAUUGUACGCUAUGUGCGGAAGUUGUGUAGAUGCCCAACAGGUGUUUGAUGGAAUGCCCAAGCGUGAUGUGGUGUCCUGGAAUGCAAUCAUUUCUGGAUGUGCACAGAGAGGUCUGAAUGGGCAAGCACUGCAGAUCUUCAGGGUUUUGUUUCUACGUCAGAGGCCGAGGGUUGAUGCCGGUACCAUGGCAAGUGUUUCGCAUGCUAUGUCGAAUGCGAAACCUGAAGACAUUGAAUUCGUAAGGAUCAUGUUUGAUGAAAUCAAAGGAAGAAAUUUGAUAUCUUGGAAUGCCAUGAUUGCAAUAUAUGUGAAGAAUUCUAUGGCAGCAGAAGCCAUGGAACUUUUUAGGGACAUGGAGAAACAAGGAAUGGAACCAGAUGAGGCUACACUAGCAAGUCUUCUUCCAGCUUGCCGUGAUCUGAUGGACCUGACACUAGGAAAGCAACUUCAUGAAUUCAUCAAUAAAAAGAAUAUGUGCCCGAAUUUGACCCUGGAGAAUGCUCUUAUGGACAUGUAUGCCACUUGUGGGUGCCUAAAAGAAGCACGAGAAGUUUUCAGUACCAUGAGAACUAGAGAUGUUGCAUCCUGGACAACAAUCAUCUCAGCUUAUGGCAUGCAUGGGCAUGGCCGAGAAGCAAUUUCUCUGUUUGAACAAAUGCAGGAAUCGGGCCUUGAGCCAGAUCACAUAGCUUAUGUUUCCGUUCUUUCAGCCUGCAGCUACUCAGGGCUUCUUGAAGCUGGAAAACACUACUUUAACUCCAUGACUAAGCUUUAUAACUUGGUUCCAAAGAUUGAGCAUUAUGUCUGCAUGGUCGACCUUCUUGGACGUGCAGGUAAAGUGGAUGAAGCUUAUGAUGUCAUCAGACAGAUGCCACAGGAACCUAAUGAGAGGGUAUGGGGUGCUCUUUUGGGUGCUUGUAGAGUUCAUUCGAACAUGUCUAUUGGUUUGAUUGCUGCUGACUAUUUAUUCAGAUUGGUUCCAAAGCAAGCUGGCUACUAUGUAUUACUAUCUAAUAUUUAUGCUAGAGCUGGAAGAUGGAAGGAUGUUGCUUUGGUUAGAAGUAUUAUGGCAAGCAAGGGGAUAAAAAAGUUACCUGGAUGUAGCAUUGUGCAACUUGGGAAUAAAGUUCACACCUUUUAUAUAGGAGACAGGUCACACAGACGGUCAAAGGAGAUCUAUGCAGAGCUGGAUGUCUUGAUGAGAAAGCUGAAGGAGGCUGGUUAUAGUGCUGAGACUGAAACUGCUCUCCAUGAUGUGGAAGAAGAGGACAAGGAGGGCCACCUUUUGGUGCACAGUGAGAAGCUUGCUAUCAUUUUUGCUCUCAUCAGUAGUUUUCCUGAGAUGCCAAUUAGGAUCACAAUGAAUCUUCGAAUGUGUGGGGAUUGCCACCUUGCAGCAAAGCUCAUUUCAAGAAUUACAGCACGAGAGAUCAUCCUCAAAGAUACUAAUAGGUUUCAUCAUUUUCAAUGUGGUUCUUGCUCAUGUGGAGAUUACUGGUAAUAUUUUCUGGCAUUGAAUGCUCUUGAUGGAUGUUAUCAUAUGGAGCUGCGUUUCUUCGUAUCAUGAAGAGUUUUAAGAAGAAAUAGCAGACAGUGAAGGGCAA
Messenger RNA from Phalaenopsis equestris, 2150 nucleotides. Its product is annotated as putative pentatricopeptide repeat-containing protein At3g49142. The coding region runs from base 44 to 2047 and encodes 667 amino acids. Gene Ontology annotation, biological process: RNA modification. Gene Ontology annotation, molecular function: RNA binding; zinc ion binding; protein binding. NCBI's taxonomy places the organism in Eukaryota, Viridiplantae, Streptophyta, Magnoliopsida, Asparagales, Orchidaceae. The transcript has a single exon. The record is from RefSeq and is a predicted model, not a curated record.